AUGUCCCGGCCGCGUGUGCUUGGGGUGGGUGCCAAACUGGCGGCGCCCGAUUCUGAGCUGGGAGAAGGACCCUGGAUGGACGACGUGAAACCGCAGCGAAGGGGGCAGCUGCCCCUGAGCAGUGAUGGGGCUGGAGGCCCAUCCCCAGGGGGACAUCGGGCCUACGGCCACUCCCUGGUGACCCUGCCCGAUGGACGAGUCUGCUACGCGGCGGUCCCUGAGGCUGUGGCCAGCGGGGUGGGGGCCCUCACGCAGCAGUGGUUGGAGGUGCAGCAACGUGGGGAGGGGGUGCUCCCCCUCCCCGAGAGGCACUCGGGGCCUGAGCAGCAGCAGCGGGGAACGGGCCCCGUGCAGCGUCAGGCCCCCUGCUGCGGCCCGGAUGGGCAGAGCCCCCGUCCCGAGGCCUCCUGA
Molecule: messenger RNA, 411 nt
Organism: Rangifer tarandus platyrhynchus (Svalbard reindeer)
Lineage: Eukaryota; Metazoa; Chordata; Mammalia; Artiodactyla; Cervidae
Source: the annotation of a GenBank genome assembly